AUGUUUGGUUUUAAGAAACCUAGUAUAACACGUCAAGAUUCUUCACCAAAUACAAAUGCCGGUACAGGUGCUGAUAAUCGUUCAAUAUAUUCACAAUCUUCUUCAAUAGCUGGGUCAAGUCAAAAUUUACCUAUUGGUGAACAUCAAAAUCAUCCAAAAUCUGCAUUUAGUCAAUUUUUCACUGGUUCAAGUAAUAAUAAAGAAGAACAAGAUGAAAGAAAUAGACGAUAUCGAGAAAGGAAAACUCAAAAUGAUUUGAUUAAAGAUCGUUAUAAACAAGAUUCUAUAAAAUGGUUCUCAUUAAGAAAAUUAAGUGAUGUAUCAAAAGAAAAUGAUUCAUUAACUUAUUCCCCGGCAAGAUUAAAUUCUUUUUUACAAUUUUAUGAUACUUAUAUUCAACAAAAUUCAAUAGAAAAUAUGAGAAAUGUUAUAAAUUUAGUUGAUUUUUGGUCAAUAAGUGCAAUUAAAUAUCUUUCUGGAGUUGAUCAAUUAAUUAGAAAAAAUUUAGUUGCAAGAUAUUCAAAUUCUGACUUAAGAGAAGAUCAAAAAUUAAAAAUUUUGAAAAUUCAUGGUGAUUAUUUUGGUAUAUCUUGGUCUUGGUUAUUAGCUAUGGAUAAUUGGAGUUGUGAUAUUUAUUCUUUAACAACUACUCCAAUAACUCAUACAAAUUAUAGUGAAUCUAAAUCAAAUAUUGGUCCAAAAAAUCAUCAUGUUGUUCAUGGGAAAUCAUUAUCAACAAUGCCUUUUAAGAAAAAUUCAUAUCCUUUAGCUAUUGCUUAUGAAUUAUGGUUUCAAUUGAAAAUUGAUGAAUGGAACCCAGUAUUAACAGAUUUACACAGAGUUAUAAGUCCAAGUGGUUAUUUAAAUAUGUUUUUAAUGGAUUAUACCAUUAUAAAUUGUAAAAAUGAAUUAUACAAUGAAUUUUUCAAAAAAUUACAAAAAAUUGUUAUAAAUGAAGGUAUGGAUCCAUUCCCAUGUAAAAAUAUAUUAAAAAGAACAAAAGAGGCAGGAUUUAUUGAUGUUAAAUAUUCAUUAAUCUCUAUAAAAAAGGGAAUACCAAAUAGAAUGGGGAAUUUAAUGGAAUUUAUUCAAAGUUUUUUCGAAUUAGCAAUGUUUUCAAAAUUUGCAAGAGAUAAAUUUUCUCAAAACGAUUUACAAUUAUUUAAAGAAUUAAGAUUACAAUAUAAUCAAGAUGUUAAAAAUGGGAAACUUUUAGAUGAAUUUGGUGAUAGUUAUUUAAUGUUUGUUACUGCUAAAAAAAGUUCAAAUGCUGAGUAA
Messenger RNA from Hansenula ciferrii, 1278 nucleotides. RefSeq lists its product as uncharacterized. Bases 1 to 1278 code for a protein of 425 amino acids. Lineage: Eukaryota; Fungi; Ascomycota; Saccharomycetes; Phaffomycetales; Wickerhamomycetaceae. The transcript has a single exon. The record is from RefSeq and is a predicted model, not a curated record.